This is a messenger RNA of Osmia lignaria (orchard mason bee), 2099 nucleotides long. The record is from RefSeq and is a predicted model, not a curated record. NCBI's taxonomy places the organism in Eukaryota, Metazoa, Arthropoda, Insecta, Hymenoptera, Megachilidae.
AGUAUACCUGCAACAAAUGCACACGUUAAUUUUUUUAAUAUGACGAUUCAAUUUCUUACGAAAGUGCUCUGUAAAAACUCAACUAAUCUAUAAAAGCAUGUUGGAUGCACAAAGAAACCCUUUGAUCAAACUUUAAGCUCUAAGUUGAUGCGCAAUGAAUGUCAUUUAAAGCUACUUCGAAAUCGACCAUUCGAAGUGCAACAACCUAAUAUAAUGGUUUAUGAAAUAGUAGCAUCUUAAUGGAUCGUAAAAAUGAAGUUAUUAAAGUUCAGUGAUGCACUGGAAUCCCGCUCAGUGCGUGGUCAUGGCCACUUCGAUUUCACCAAUUAAAACGUACGAGCAAUGCAAACGAGUGUAAUGAACGAGCGAGCAUGUUGCCAACAGGGCGUUCGACGCACAUGUUUCCCCUAAUUUCGGCAUGAAAAUGGCAUCGAUUUAAAUUACUCGACGGUCGUAUAUUCGUUCUAAAUUCCUGUUCUUAACGCAACUGAACCCAACCUCCAACAUCCAUCACCAUUAACGAUGAGUCCCGGAAGGAUGAAUCCAUCAACGAUCUCGUUCAACUCAGAAACUAUAACAAACGGAUAGCCUCGAAUGGUAGGAUGAACGAGUGUUUCGCGAGACUGUCACGAAGGCGAGUCGAGCAAGAGGAAUGGAUGAACUGUUAUUUCCGGAAGCUGGCUUCCCUGUACAGAAAGUCACCGUGCCUAUGGAAGAAAGACACACGGUAUUAUCUCGAUGGCGGGCACAGGCAUCGAGCUUACGCCCGUAUUCACCGAGCCAUGGACGUGCCGGGGCUGACUUUCGUCGAGAUCAUCUUGAAAAUUCGUGAAAUGCGACGGCACUACGUGAACGAACUGAAAAGAUUGCUACGAGCAAAGUCUAAUGGCCAUUGCUACCGGAUCACGGUUCCCUGGUUCUACGAUUUGCAUCGAUUCCUUUAUCCCUACCUGGAUUACGACGAGGCGGUCGAGUUACACAACGCAGACCAAACUGUCGCCGAACUGAGGGAAACUAACGAACACGAUGGAAAUCCUUCAAACUGCAGUUGCGUCGAUUGCCCGUUGUUAGACAGGAACGAUCGGAUCGUGAAUUUCUUGCCGUGUACUCGAGGUUCCUGCACCCUGAACUCGAUCAGUUCCCCCGUUGUUUCGUUGCCAGAGGUCAAGACUCGCCCCCGAAGUUGCUCUCGUUCCUGCAGCAAAAUCAAUGACACGAGCAAACAGCUGAAUUGUCCGUAUAAAAAGCUGGAACAUCACGGAGACUCGACGGAACAGGUUGAUCGAUGAUGCAACCGUGGUUAACCCUUUAAAUUUUAUAUCUAAACGAUUGUUAUUAACGAACAGGAGGAGUACCACGAAUUUACCAUUUGCGGAUUACGUAGCGAAUCAUCGAGCGAUCAUUCUUACGAGACUGAUUCCGAUCAGAUAGAUGAUUAUUCGAAAACCAUUUCUUGUUACUUGAGAAAGCUAGACAAGCCGGUCGCACUUGAAUCGAGGGAAAACACCUCAAUGUUUCCAUCUUCUAUGAAAAGAGUUUGUUGGAAGUAAAGAAAAUCUCUGAGGCAGAUCCAUCGUCGAAUGUGAAGAAGAAAAAGUUAGGGUUCGUUUGGCAGCUUCAUGCGUAGCAGGUAACUCUCAUAAAUAUUGCAAAAAACGUGGCGGCGUGAGUAGCUCGCGAUUCGCAUGAAUAUCUAACAGCAAAAAGCUUCGAUCGAAGACUGAAUUCCGUCGUAUAUCAUGGUUGUUGCGCGCGGAUGGUAUCGAUCCGGCUUUGGUAGACCGCAGCGUUACGAUUAGUAUUCAGCCGGUGUCGCAGUCGGCCGGUCGGACAAGGACGAGGCUGGCAAGAUUUGCUCUGGCAAAACGGAGGAUGCGUGCCACGCAGCCUGUAAUACUGAUAACGGAUUAUCCUUUGAUCAAACCUUAUCUUAGAAAAAAACCACACGCUCUGAACAUUGUCGAAAUUGAAACGCCAUUAGACAAACUUUGUAUCGAUUCCUUGAAAAUUUCUAAAUCGAUCGAUCAACGCCAAGAGUACCGAGACAAGAAACUUUUCCAAUCAGAAAACGAGUUUAGCAAUAAAUUCAGGAAAAGACA